AGAAAGCUUCAAAAUUCAUUCCUUUCUCAGCAGAAAGAGAGUUCAGAUUCCCUUUUUUGAUUUUCGAGUCUGCCUAGAGAGAGAUCAGUACAACGUUGUUGUUGGUUUUUCUCCAUGUCUGAUAACCCAUUCUAUUACCAUAAUCACAUGGGAAGUGGAAGGAUCAACACAUUCCCUUUCUUCGGCGAUGAUCACGCCGACCACAACCCUUCUUCUAUCUACGCUUCCUCCGAUCAUCACCCGCCGUCUGCUCCGACACAGAAUCUCCUUCACCAAGAAUUCCUUCCUUCUCCGUUCAUGAGUUUCACCGAGAGCUUACAAGGCUCCAUGGAUUACCACUCUCACUCCAACGCUUUUGGGAUGUCUUGCUCUUCGUCCGAGGUUGUCUGCACUCCGGCGGAUCAUCAUCAUCAGCAGCAUCAUCAGCAGCAGCAGCACCACCAGGAAUCUUCUAGAAAGAGUAGUGUUUCUGCGGGAGAGGCGGCGGCGGGAAGCAGCGCGGAGAAUAUUCCGUUUGUGGCGGCGAAUUCAUCGGUGUCGUCCUCGUCCAGUGAGGCUGCGGGGGGAGAUAACGGAGAAGAAGAUUCCUCAAAGAGCAAGAAAGAUCUGAUACUGCCCAAAGGGUGUGAGGACGGAGACGACGACAAGUCCACAAAAAUAAACAAAGGUGCAGCGAAGAAGAAAGGGGAGAAGAAGCAAAAGGAACCAAGAUUCGCCUUCAUGACAAAAAGUGAGAUUGAUAAUCUUGAAGAUGGAUAUCGCUGGAGAAAAUACGGACAGAAAGCUGUCAAGAACAGUCCGUUUCCCAGGAGUUAUUACAGGUGCACCAGCCAAAAAUGCACCGUGAAGAAGCGUGUGGAGAGAUCAUACGAAGACCCAACAGUCGUGGUCACCACCUACGAAGGGCAGCACAACCACCACUGUCCGGCGACUCUACGCGGCAAUGCGGUGGCGCUGCUAUCCCCAGCUUCAUUCUUGUCACCAUCUCCGGCCGCGCUCAUGCCCACCUUCCAUCAAGACCUCUUGCUCAAUCCAAUGCUGUCAGCCUCCACAAAUUUCCAGACUUCCAUGUACGGCAGCUAUCAUCAGCACAAUCACCAUCUUGGCCUCAACCCUCACCACUAUGAUCAUCAGAUGACCCAAUCCGCAGUCGAUCAGUACACUUUAUUCCAGGACAUGCUUGUCUCAUCAUUGGGCCAUAAACAGGAGCAUCCAUGAGAUGGAUCGAGUACGUACGUUAUUAUUCCUUCACGCCUUGCUCCUGUUCGGCAAACAUCUAUAUAUAAUAUAAAUGUGUAGUCUCGAUCAUCACUAUCAUUUUAAUUUUAUAAUUCAGAGACGGAACACAUUUUUCAAUUCACUAUUAGAGCUGUUGAUGUUUAUAUUUAUUGUC
Molecule: messenger RNA, 1393 nt
Organism: Ipomoea nil (Japanese morning glory)
Lineage: Eukaryota; Viridiplantae; Streptophyta; Magnoliopsida; Solanales; Convolvulaceae
Product: probable WRKY transcription factor 71
Exons: 4
Coding region: 115-1218 (367 amino acids)
Biological process (GO): regulation of DNA-templated transcription
Molecular function (GO): DNA-binding transcription factor activity; sequence-specific DNA binding
Source: RefSeq, a predicted model, not a curated record